Molecule: messenger RNA, 3630 nt
Organism: Paramormyrops kingsleyae
Lineage: Eukaryota; Metazoa; Chordata; Actinopteri; Osteoglossiformes; Mormyridae
Gene: ilvbl
Product: ilvB (bacterial acetolactate synthase)-like
Biological process (GO): L-valine biosynthetic process
Cellular component (GO): acetolactate synthase complex
Molecular function (GO): thiamine pyrophosphate binding; flavin adenine dinucleotide binding; magnesium ion binding
Source: RefSeq, a predicted model, not a curated record
GUAGACGUAUUGUACGUAACCCUGGUUACGUCGGCAUAUGUUAGGGAAAUAUCGUACGGCUUCAUGACUACAUAGGAACUAUUUGGUCGGUUCAAGUUUAAGCACCAUACGGUCGGCAUUUUUUUUUGAAAGCCUGUUUCGUGGGUUUAAUUCACCGGCCUAUUGGUGACAGCGGCGUUACCUGAAAAGGCUGAUAAAAUAACAAGCGUGUUUAUAGAACCGAAUGUAGAGGCGGUCAGGUGGCGAUCCGAUGCGCCUGGAACAGAUAUAAACGGAGACCUUUGAAUGUUCUCAGAAGUAUCAGUUAUUUAUUUUGUAGGUGUUACAAAUGAUUAACUCGGUUUGUUGGCGGUUAUUAUUCACAUCUCCAGUACGGGUCCUGUAAAUUCCUUGAUUGCGAGUAGGCAGCUGCGUUUUAAACGGCUUUUCUUGACGAUCUGUUUUUGUAGUUAUAUUUUACCGAGACAUGGGCUUGAUCAGUCACAUUAUCGCGGCGUUCGGGUGGACUGUUGUUGUUCUCCUUAUAGUGUUGGCGAUUGCAGCUUACAAACUUGGAGUGCUUUUCCAGUUGUUUCACAAGACCGAGAACAAGAGCUCUCGGCACGGUGGGGAGAGUGUGGCCGAGGUGCUGCGGGCGCACGGGAUCCGCUUCAUCUUCACCCUGGUCGGGGGUCACAUCUCGCCCAUCCUGGUGGCCUGUGAGAAGCUGGGCAUCCGCAUCGUGGACACCAGACAUGAAGCCACUGCCGUUUUCGCGGCCGACGCCGUCGCCAGGCUCUCCGGCACCGUUGGGGUCGCAGUUGUCACCGCUGGGCCGGGUCUGACAAACACCAUCACAGCUGUGAAAAAUGCACAAAUGGCCGAAUCCCCCCUACUCCUGAUAGGAGGAGCGGCAGCCACGCUGUUACAGGGUAGGGGAGCCUUGCAAGACAUCGACCAGAUGUCCCUCUUCAAACCCCUUUGCAAGUUCUGUGCCUCUGUGCGAGCUGUGCGGGACAUUGUGCCCGUGGUGAGGAAGGCCUUGGUAGUGGCCCAGUCUGGAACUCCAGGUCCGGUGUUUGUGGAGUUUCCCAUUGACACACUGUACCCCUUUCAUUUGGUGGAAAAGGAAUUUGUGGGAAAAGGUGCUCCCAAGGGCUUCAUUGGAAACAUUAUUACCUGGUAUCUCCAUAAUCACCUGAAAAACCUGUUUGCUGGGGCCUGGGAAAACAGGGAUGUCUCUCCAUUACCUGUAAACGUACCUCUGGCCACGGAUAAUCAGGUGCAGCUGAGCGUGGAGCUGGUUAGCCGAGCCAAGAAGCCAGUGAUCCUGCUGGGGAGCCAGACGACGCUGCCCCCAACCCCUGUUAACGAGCUCAGAACAGCCCUCGAGUCUAUGGGCAUCCCCUGCUUCUUGGGUGGUAUGGCCCGCGGCAUGCUGGGAAGGGACAGUCCUCUGCAUAUCCGGCAGAACAGGCGCGAUGCCCUGAAGGAAGCCGAUCUGGUCAUUCUGGCCGGUACUGUGUGUGACUUCAGGCUGAGCUAUGGGCGGGUUCUGAGUCGGCGAAGCAAGAUCAUUGCGGUCAACAGAGAGAAAUCCCAAUUGCUGAAGAAUUCUGACAUGUUCUGGAUGCCCACUGUCGCCAUUCAGGGGGAUGCUGGGUCCUUCCUGAUGCGUCUUUCCAAAGGGCUCAUGGGUCACAAAUGUCCGCAGAGCUGGCCACAAAGUCUGAAAGACGGGGACAGAGCCAAAGAGAAAGCAAACCGAGCAAAGGCGAUUGAGAAAACGGAGCAUCACCUGAACCCGCUGAGCGUGUUGCACUGCGUGGACGACCUCAUGGCGGAGGACAGCAUCAUCGUGGCGGACGGCGGAGACUUCGUCGGCAGUGCUGCUUACAUCAUGAGGCCCCGCGGCCCACUUCGCUGGUUGGACCCAGGGGCAUUUGGGACCCUAGGGGUUGGCGGAGGCUUCGCUCUUGGGGCAAAGCUCUGUAGGCCUGAGUCAGAGGUGUGGAUUAUCUAUGGAGAUGGAUCACUGGGAUUCAGCGUGGUGGAAUUUGACACGUUUGCUCGUCACAAGACCCCAGUGAUUGCCCUCGUGGGAAACGAUGCUUGUUGGGGCCAGAUCUCCAGGGAGCAGGUGCCCAUCCUGGGCAGCAAUGUAGCUUGUGGUCUAGCUUACACAGAUUACCACAUAGUUGCCAAUGGUUUUGGGGGCAAGGGUUAUUUGAUUGGACGAGAGGAGGAAGACAGGCUGAGCGACACUGUGAAGAAGGCUCAGCAGGAAGCCCGAAAUGGGAGGCCGGUUCUGCUCAACGUCCUCAUUGGGAAGACUAACUUCCGAGAAGGUUCAAUCUCCGUGUAGAGCUACCGCUGCAUGCUCUGUGCAGUAUCUCCUCUUCUCACUACAACCAACCACUCACUGCGGUCAACAAGCUGUGUUCCACGCUGCAUAAUGCAAUGGUUCUUCAUGUUCCUCCAGUUUGAUGCGAGAGUAUCUGGAGAACUUGAUAUACUGUGUGACAUCUCCAUAUUACCUUUGGUUUGAAGCCUUUUAGAAAUCUUUUUUGUUUCGUAAGGGAUAUUGAGUGUAAUUUUUCAGUGAGUGAUUCACACACUGUUUGAAACUGCAGUGGAACUCCAGUUUUAUUGGAGCAGCCUAUGCUAAACUUUGCUAUUCGAGCCUUAAGACUGUACUGACUGACUCCCGAACAGUAAUACUCCACCAGGCCUGUAGCCAGAAAUGAAUUUCAUCUAUCGACAGGUUCCCAUUGGUAGAUUUUGCCGACCAGAGCGGGACUUCAGAACUGUCAUUUUACUGCCUGGCAUGCCUGUGUACCAUAUUUUAAUAACAUUUAAAUAUGCCUGUAUGCAAAAUGUUGCCUUUGCUGUUAUUGCUAAAUUUACCAAAGUCCAAGGUAUAUUUAAAGGGAUGUUCAUGUUUUAAAUGGCCACAAGUGAUCAUAGAGCGGUGAUGUAUUGAUUAUGCACAUUGCUUAAUUAUGUAGCACUAACAUUAUAGGAUGUUAGUGACAUGAUUAUGCCAGAUUUCUUUUAUUUCUCUUUUAAGGUCCCGUGUCUCUGUAAUUAUGGGCUGGAAAAUUCUGCCACUGAAACCAGGCAUGAUUCUAUGUAAUGCACGCUGAGCUUUGUUCUGAAUUUUUGUUGAAGACAAUGCAGUAUAUCAGGAGUGUGAAAUCCACUGUAUAGAGAAUCACAAGUGUGUUUUCUCAAUGCUACCUGUGCAAAAUGGUUUCUGGUCUUCAGAAGCACCCGGUGGAAUAGUCUGUUUGAUUUUAAUUGCACUCCAUCAUCCAAUCUUGAUAUUUAAGUAAUACAGUGUGCAUUUUGGUAUUCUUGUACUGGGUGGAUUACUGUAAAUGUAUUACAGAAUCAUUGCGAAAAUGGAAUUGAAUCUAGUGAAGAUGUAAGCCCAGUUAAUAAUGCGUGUUAUAUUUUAAGAGAAAUGAUUGUUGCUCCUUUCUAAUAUUAAAUAUUAAUUUAAUUUCGGACAUUGUUUUGUGCGUUGAAGUGCAUUAAAUUUUCCCGUUUAGUAAAGGCACUAAUAAACUAGAUCAGGGGUUUGAAAAUUAAUAUUUUUGUAAGACGCUGUUUCCUUGCAAUAAAGUGAAUGAACAACCGUUUAAGGUG